Molecule: messenger RNA, 3445 nt
Organism: Macrobrachium nipponense
Lineage: Eukaryota; Metazoa; Arthropoda; Malacostraca; Decapoda; Palaemonidae
Product: ADP-ribosylation factor 6
Exons: 4
Coding region: 481-1008 (175 amino acids)
Biological process (GO): intracellular protein transport; vesicle-mediated transport
Cellular component (GO): cytoplasm
Molecular function (GO): GTP binding; GTPase activity
Source: RefSeq, a predicted model, not a curated record
AAUGGUUGGUUGUGCAUCGUGUUCGUCUUUUGACCCGGUUAGUGGCGACGAGCGGAAGGAUAUAUUAUACGUCAAAUUUCCAACGGUUCUCCUUCGUCAGGAGUGUCGCCACGUCCCUACAAUUCGCAUUGCCCUCCAGGGAUGCCCGAGGAGUGCCCCUAGACCCUGAAACGAGGAGCGUGAGAGGGAAAUCGCCCAGCUUAGGGUCGGGGAACUACUUUGUUUAUGAUUUAACUUUUGGGAGGAGGAGGAGUAGAGUGAGUGAGAGAGAGAGAGUGAGAAGGAGAGAGAGAGAGAGAGAGAGAGAGAGAGAGAGGCCCCUCCAACCGCUCUGACACCAACGGGAUGAUGAUGAUGAUGAGGAAGAAGUCGAAAGGAGACUAAAUAUCGCCGAGACAUCCAAUUCCACCGCCGGAUUUCGGACAUUUUUCCCUAACUCUCCCCUAUAAAUCAUCUGCUACAUGUUAAGGGUGAGGCAGAAUGGGCAAAUUAUUGAGCAAGAUCUUUGGCAAUAAGGAGAUACGAAUUUUGAUGUUGGGGCUUGAUGCGGCAGGAAAGACAACAAUUCUAUACAAGUUAAAACUGGGUCAUUCCGUAACCACGAUACCGACAGUUGGAUUUAAUGUAGAGACUGUUGCAUACAAGAAUGUCAAAUUUAAUGUUUGGGAUGUUGGAGGACAAGACAAAAUUCGCCCUCUAUGGAGGCAUUAUUACACCGGAACCCAAGGUCUCAUUUUUGUAGUGGAUUGUGCUGAUCGAGAUCGUGUUGACGAAGCAAGGCAAGAAUUGCAUCGCAUUAUCAAUGACCGGGAAAUGAGAGAUGCUAUUAUUCUUGUAUUUGCUAAUAAACAGGAUUUACCUGAUGCUAUGAAACCUCACGAAAUACAAGAAAAAUUAGGAUUAACAAGAAUUCGUGACCGAAACUGGUAUGUUCAACCGUGUUGUGCAACAACAGGUGAUGGACUAUACGAGGGUUUAACGUGGCUGACCAGCAACCACAAAUCAUGAUGAUUUAGUGGAAUGCUUGGCUCUUAGCUUCAUUAGUCAACUCGGCAGAGAGAGAUGGCGCCUCGUAAUGUGGUUGAGAAGUUUGCUGGAAUUGGGACGUAUUUUAAAGUGUUGACUUUGUGUGUACGUAAAUAUCUCGCACAUCGUGGAAAGUGUAACAGGCUGUUCUUGAAAGUUUAUUGAAAUGUUUUGAUUAAGCAUGGUGUUGUGAGACUUGAAAAUGUGAUAUGUAAAUGAACUCCUUGUCUAAUAGUUGCAGUGGUCACUGAAAACCGGGAAACAAAUCAUGCCCGAGUGGAUCUCCUCGCCAGUUAAUGAAGAACUAAUGACCUGAUAACAGUAUAGCUGUAGGGUGCCAUCUCCGCCUGCCAAGCAUCAUUUAUAAAUCUUGUAAAAUAUUGGUGAACAUAUAUUUUUGAUUAGUUGGAUAUUGUUUACAAAAACUUACCAAAUGGAUAUAUUUAGAUGAUCUCCUUUUGUUUUUAUCCAGCUGGGAUAAAUUUCUUUAUUUUUUAUUUUGAAAAUCUGUUGUUGAUGUAGAUAUGUUCAAAGGUUAAUCUUUCUGAAUAAUGUUUAAGACAAUUUUUUUUUUUACAAUGGUGCAUCCAUAAACCUUUUUAUUAUUACAGAGUAGGUUUGGAUUUCAUGUAGGCAAGCUUUAGAUUCCAUUAUUGGUCAUAUUUUCACUCGUUCUUCCCGGGCACAAAGACACAAAACUUGAGCACUGCACUUAUAGUUUUUAAUGUUGUACAUAGAAUUCAUAUGGUGCUCUCCAGAUCUUGCAGGAGAGCAGCUCAAGGUACCCUGUUGUUAGAUUUAAAAAUAACAAAGCUAAGACAGAGUCCGUUAGAAGGACUCUUCAAUGAUAAGUCAUAUGUCCGAUAUGUCAGGGGUCAGUCAUUUUUGACAGUGUAUAGUUCCACCUAUUGUAUUUAUUGUCUCAAGUUGCGAACAUAAGUAGCUUUAUGGGAAUAGUUAAUUUUAUACACUUGAGAGUAGUAUGAAUUAUGUAGUCAUUAUGAUGUAUAUAUUGACAGUAAUGAUAUGCAAGUAGUUGGUGCAUGUGAUGCUUCAUUGUAAAAAUUUGGCUUGCAGUUACUUUGAAAAUUACAUUUCAUUCUAAGUUUUAUUUUGUUACGGUUACAUAUCUGCGUUCUUUUAUUUUUGUGAUAGGGUUUUGUGAUAGUUAUCAACAGGGCUUUCGCUGAGUUCAUUCUUUGGAAUUCUAAGAACUGACUUGCUCCUAGAAAAUUUCCUUACAGUUUUAUUAGCAACUUGUAGGGUCAAGCUUAGAAGGUACAGUGAGGUUCGUGCAUCUGUAAUUGCCAGCAUUGUCAUGCUUAGUUGCAAGGUUAUCAAGAAGCCUAAUGGCAUAUUGCCAUUUUCUAUGCCGGUCACAAUGUAUAGUCCCAUACUAUGAGGAUAAUUUCAGUAUUAGUUUAUGCUAACCUAUGGAUAACAAAUAAACAGAAACAUGUUUAUCUUAUAUCUUUUUCUAAUAUGUUUUGUUGUUAAGCAUGGCACUUUGUCGAUUGACUGAAUGAAGUGUUUUGAAACUUGUGGAACCUUUUAACCGAUCUUUAACGACAAUUGUUCCGCUUAAGAGAGCACCUCCCACACUGCCAUUAACAUUUUUAAUGUUUCUUGGGGUUUUAUUUUUCCACAUUUAUGUUUAAUACUAUAUAGUACUUGAAAAAAUUUCAGAAGUUAAUUUGUUAAGCUCCUGACUUGUUGAAGUUAUUGAUCCAGCACUGUCUUUGGUGUAUAUUUUUUGAGUGCAUUAAAGUAUUUUAUUAAUGCUGUGUCAUUUUCUUAUUAGAUCAUUUGUAAAUUAUUUGAAUUCGAUGUAAAUUUCAUUAUGAAAAUGCUUAAGUUUAGAUUUAUGAGUGAUUUUUUUUUUUUUUUGUCUGGAAAGUGAUUGAAUCUUGUUAGGUAUUGCAUGACAGAUAUUACCUGCAUUAAUAUUUUUUUCGGUUAUUAAUUUGUAGCAUGUCACAUGUGGAUUGCUUAGUCCAUGACAAAACUCAUUAGUAGUUAUUUUCCCAUUCCGAUGAAAGGACAGUUGUUUUUUUCUCUGUUCUUUAUUUUGUGGGGAUUAGAAUCACUUGCACAUGUUAUUUGAAUUUAUUGUAAUAUAUUAGCUUUAAUGUAAAUUAUUUGUCUUCAGAUUUUUAUAAUGUAAAGGGAUUUUCCUCUUGGAAAUUUAAACCGCAAAGCACAUAAAAUGCACUGUGAAGUUUUACACCUCAUGAGCUGCUGCUUGUACAUUACAUGUGCUUACUUAAUACAUAGUUAUAAUUUGUAAAAUAAAAGUUUAUUGUCAUUUUUUAUCUGAUGCCAGUGGAUGUAAUGUAAGAGGGGCAGCAAAGUGAUCGGUACUUUAAACUGCCUAAAAUUGUUUAUUGUAUAUUGUAUUUUGAGUAAAGUUAUAACAAAA